AUGGCAGACAAAACGCAGUCAGAAGUCACUCAACCCAUCGUCCAGACCAGAUCCCUUGCAGAGACACUUGGUCAACUCCACGCCUCUUUCAAGGCGACAUGUGACAGAAAAGACCUGUCUUGCUCGUCAGAUGCGCUUGGUCGACUCGGCCCAGAAGAACUCCGCAGUCUUACGCUCCUAUUCUUGUCCUCGCUAAAUGAUCAUCCAACAUCAAGCCACUUACCUUCGACAACGGGGCGCGGAUGCCUGCGAGAUGAUCUCCUUGAAUUCACUUCCGCAGUCUCCUCUGGCGGUUUUGACCUCGAAUGCAUCAAGCCUCUCUUGAACACAGCUCUGAGUAGCAACCCAUAUGACUCAACUAUCUGGGAGCAAGUCUACAAUGCUAUCACCGAAUCUGGAGUGCUCCAUCACCAGAUAACGUCACAACCUCCGUCGCCACUCAAUCCAACCAACUCCCCGGCAUCCAGCGAGUCACCUCAACAAGACAUACGCGACAGAAUGCUAGAUCUGGAUAUGAGUCCCGAUGACUGCUACUAUCGGCUCCUACGUGAGGACAACAGAGGGAAGAGAGUCAUUUAUGUUUUCAUAACUGAUAACACCAUCCUCCCCGAAGACUCGAGAACCGAGAAUUUCGCACUUGUUCGCGAGCUGUGCAAGCUCGAUGGGUGGUACGAUACGUGGAAUACAUUGACCGUGUCGAGGCUUGCCGAUGGGAUUGAGUGCCUACAAGAUCAUUUCGGACUCCACGCCAUACCUCCGGAAAAGCUGGUAGGCUCCUACCCACUUUUCGACGUCCUUGAUCUUCGUGUCCUGUCCAGGCCGAACCACCGAGUCAAGUACGUCGAUACCGGGUCGGGGCUGGGUUAUCUGAAGAUUGCAAGAUUCGCAUUCGAAGUUGGUGCCAUCUCACGCGAGAUCGAGGCCUACGAAAUUCUGGCACAGAGACAGUCACAAUUGGGACCUGCGUUACUGGGCUAUGUCUAUGAGGGCACGCCAGAACGUAUUGUUGGAUUCAUUUCUGAGCCAAUCGAUGGCCGGCCAGCUUCCAUCUCCGAUCUCCAGGACAUUGAGAGCGCACUUGAAGAGUUGCAUGCCUGCGGACUCGUUCACGGCGAUGUGUUCAAGUACAACAUCUUGAUCACCACACAGGGGCCGAGGUUUAUCGAUUUCGAGAAGUCUUCUUUGCCACCACCCGACGAUCCCGAACUCUGGCAGGAGAUGAAAGAGCAGGAGCUUCGCGGCCUAGAGGCAGCUCUGCUGGAUGAGACUGGAAUGGGAAAGCCCUGGAGUUGGUAG
Molecule: messenger RNA, 1296 nt
Organism: Fonsecaea pedrosoi CBS 271.37
Lineage: Eukaryota; Fungi; Ascomycota; Eurotiomycetes; Chaetothyriales; Herpotrichiellaceae
Exons: 2
Coding region: 1-1296 (431 amino acids)
Source: RefSeq, a predicted model, not a curated record